Messenger RNA from Betta splendens (Siamese fighting fish), 10383 nucleotides. It is a transcript of the gene nav2a, whose product is annotated as neuron navigator 2a. The transcript has 39 exons. Bases 763 to 8199 code for a protein of 2478 amino acids. NCBI's taxonomy places the organism in Eukaryota, Metazoa, Chordata, Actinopteri, Anabantiformes, Osphronemidae. The record is from RefSeq and is a predicted model, not a curated record. Gene Ontology annotation, molecular function: protein binding; ATP hydrolysis activity. Gene Ontology annotation, biological process: nervous system development; neurogenesis.
UGGAGAAGCUGAACAUUCUUAUUGGACUAAAUCCUGUUUGUGAGUCAGCAGCUUCCUCACUCGCUCGCGUGUGUGUGAACAGGACCCAUUUGCAGAGCGAGCGGCAGCUUGCUGCGUGGAUGCGCUGAGCUUUCCUCCACAUAUGUCGGUCCUGAUCUAAGCCACACCUGCUGUUAACCAGCACUCGAGGAGAGCGAGCGCUGCGUAGUCACAGGCUCAGCGGGCGCUGAGGCGAGCGGUCGCUGCCUCUCUCCUCCUCUCUCCUCCUCUCAUCUCCUCCCUCCACCAUCGCUCCCGUCGCGUCCCGAGGCAGCGUGGGAGAGGAGCCGCUCCGCCUCCUGACGGAGCCGUUGGCCAAAACGCUGACACGGCGCUGGAAGUAAACGGGAGGGAAGACGCGCCUGAGGAUUCCAGAUCAUUUGAACCGAGACUUUUGAUUUCCAGUCCAGGACUUGCGGAAUGGAUCUUAUGGCAUUUGAGGCGAACAGUCAGCAGAUAUUUCUACAUAGAAUGAAGAGCUGAAGCCACAUUUCCAGGAAACAGGUGGCGUCAGUGGGUUUAAAGCUCAACUCACCCCCUGCUGAGCUCCAGCAGGAGCAGCCGAGACCCGAACGCCCACAGCCUGCACACAUUACUGCAACCGGCCCAGUGGAUCAGGUGCUGAUUGCACGUUUCACUAUAAUUUAUUAACGCGCGUCCCGGAGCAGAAGACGCUGCGCGACGGGGAGACGAGUGCGCGGGCGUCGGGCAGCGGGGCAGAAGAUGCCAGCCCUCCUGGUGGCCUCCAAGAUGAAGUCGGGACUUCCCAAACCCAAGCCGGUGCACAGUGCUCUGCCCAUCCUCCAGAACCCCAGCCGGCCGGCGGCCCUAGCUCCGCCCCCGGCGCCGCUCAAGACCCAGGUCCCUGUGGCCCAGCAGGUGGGAGCGGAACCGGCGAGGGGCAGCGCUUCAGGUUCUGAGUCCAAACGGAACGCACAGAUCUACACGGACUGGGCCAACCACUACCUCGCCAGGUCGGGCCACAAGCGCCUCAUCAAGGACCUGCAGACAGACGUCGCCGACGGGGUGCUGCUGGCGGAGAUCAUCCAGGUCGUAGCCAACGAGAAGAUCGGCGACAUCAAUGGCUGCCCCAGAAGCCGGUCUCAGAUGAUCGAGAACAUUGAUGCCUGCCUCAGCUUCCUGGCAGCCAAAGGGAUCAACAUCCAGGGUCUGUCUGCAGAAGAGAUACGGAAUGGUAAUCUGAAGGCCAUCCUCGGCCUCUUCUUCAGCCUGUCCCGCUAUAAGCAGCAGCAGCAGCAGCAGCAGCAGGCUCAGAGGCACACCUCCCAGCCCCCUCUCCCAGCCAGCGCACACUCUCCCCUGAGCCAGCAGAGCAGCGCCCCGGCCCAGCUCGGCCACGCUCCGCAUGGGACGCCUGUCCUCACGGCCCAGAAAGCAGCGCAGGCUGAGAUGCAGUCCAGGGAUGGGUCUCAGGGUAAACUACUCAAGUUUUCCCUUGGUCAGAAAAAGACAUCUAGACUUCCUGGACCCACAGCGAGGGCGUCCACUGCCGGCAGUGACAUCCCUCCACGAGGCUCGGUCGGCGCCGCCGGGAACCGACGCAGCCAGGGCUUCAGCGACAAGGCCAAGGCCGGCUCACACCUGAGCAAAGAUUCCUCGGAGGCCGUGACCUCGCAGCCGUCUGUGGUGACUGAGAGUUCUGCGUCGCCUGCGCUGAACGCCGCCUCCUCUACCGGCAUCCCCUCCGCCCUGAACGCCCCCCCGGCGCUGUCGUCCUCCUCCACCGCCAUUCCUCAGCCCGGCGGCGGCGGCGGCAAGUCCUGGAGGAGCAAGUCGUCCAGCUCCAAGCACGCCCCCCCCUCCCCCUCCCCCUCCACCCCGCUGGCCGCCAUGCAGCCGCUCAGGCAGGAGAAGGACGCCUCCUGCAGAGCGGCUGCUCCCACCGAGGCGCCCCCUAAAGGCGGCGCCCAGAGGUCCAUGCUGGAGAAGCUCAAGCUGUUCAACAGCAAAGGCGGCUCCAAGUCGUCCACCUCCUCCUCCAACGGAGUCGGGCCGCAGACGGACGCUCCAAGGGGCCUCGUCGGGGCGGCGCUGGUGGAGAGAGCGGAAACCGGCUCCAACACCGACCCCCUGGAGGAGGAGGACGGCAACGUCCGGCCCGGAAUGAACGGGACCGGCAACGCCAUGACGGCGAGCAGCCCCAAGAUCGCCCUGAGGGGCAUCGCCCAACGCACCUUCAGCAGAGCUCUGACGGCCAAGAAGGGCUCUGUGAAAGGCCCGGAGAAGGACAAGGACAAGGACAAGGACAAGGGGAAGGGGAAGGAAGCGGGGAAACGCACCGCGCCUCCCGACAGGACAGAGCUGAAGGCUGAGGAGCUGAAGGAGGAAGCAGCACCAGCGCUGGACUCAGACAGCAACAAAAGAACCUCGAAAAUCGCCAGCUUCAUUCCAAAGGGGGCCAAAGUGGGCAAAAAGGAGAGUUCCACCCCUGCACACAGCGGAAUACCAAAGCCCGGAGGCAAAGCUCCGGGGCCGGGGGGGAGGGGCGAGAGGCCUCGCAGCAUGCGCUUAGGAGGCGGCCCGGCCGCGGCCCGCGGGCCCCUGGACCGGGACCGGGACCGCGACAGCAGGCACUCCAGCUCCACCUCCAGCCUGGCCUCCACCGAGGGCCGGAGCGGCACCACGCAGAGCACAGCCAGCAACACGGUGAGCGUUCAGCUACCUCAGACCCAGCAGCACCACAGCCACCCCAACACGGCCACCGUCGCCCCCUUCAUGUACAGAUCCCAAACAGACGGCGAGGGAACGGCGAACAGCGACAGCGGCUCUGGAGGCGGAGACGCCGGCUUCACCAAGAGCGUGCAGCCGGGCAUCGAGGAGCUGUCAGGAGAGGACCCGGAGACGCGGCGGCUGCGAACUGUCAAGAACAUAGCGGACCUGCGGCAGAACCUGGAGGAGACCAUGUCCAGCCUGCGAGGGACUCAGGUCUCACACAGCACCUUGGAGACCACUUUCGACGGCAACGUCACCACAGACGUCAGCGGCGGCGGCGGAAGCAACAGCGGUGGAGGAGGCCGCAGCAUCCUCAGCCUCACCGGCGCCAGGUCCUCCCUGUCGUCAUGGCGACUGGGCCAGUCCAGCCCUCGCCUGCAGGCGGGCGAUGCCCCGUCCGUGGGGAACGGCUACGGCGGCCGGGCGGGCGCCGGCCAGGGGGGGCGCUACCUGUACCCCGGGCACCUCCGGCGACAGCUGGCCAGCAGGGGAGGGGACCGGCCCGGGGAGGACCUGGACCUGGACGGCCUCGCCAUGGAGGUCACCGGGUACAUGAGCGACGGCGACGUGCUGAGCAAGAACGCCGUACGAGCCGACGACGUCACCAGCGGCUACAUGACUGACGGAGGCCUGGGUCUGUACACGCGGCGCCUGAACCGCAUGCCUGAAAGCAUGGCCGCCGUUCGAGAGACGCUCCAUCGCAACGCAUCGCCGGGACAGGGCGAUGCCGACAGUUGGGACGACAGCAGCUCCGUGAGCAGCGGCAUCAGUGACAACAUCGACACAGAUGACAUCAACACCAGUUCCUCCAUCUCCUCCUACGCCAACACACCUGCAGCGCAGCGCAAGGGCCCCAACGCACAGCCUGUGACAGAUGCAGAGAAGCACUCGGCCUCCACGGCCGUGCACCGGUCCUGGUCGGGAGACGAGGUGAAGAGGCCGGACGGCGGGUCGGACGGGGUCCGGAUGGAGCCGGGCUCCAAGUGGGGCCGCCGGAACCCCUCCGACAUCUCGGACGAGUCGGACAAGUGCGGCUCUGGGAGAAAGACCCCCUCCGUGUCUCAAACGGGCUCCUGGAGGAGAGGCAUGAGCGCUCAGGUGGGGGUGACCUCCCCCCGGACUAAAAGCACCAGCAGCACGGGCUCCGCGGGCUCUGGGAGCCUCAAGACCCACACUUCAGGGAAGACGGACGAUGUCAAAGUGUCAGAAAAGGGCCGCGUGUCUCCUCGGCCCAACGGCCUCCAUCACUCCCCUCCGGACGCAGGACGCGGCAGUGGCGACGAGUCCAAGAAGCAUCCGGGCCGCGCGCCGACGACCAACGCCCUCACGCACACGGCGUCGGACCCCCACCCGCCCACGCACAGCCUCACCUCCCGCACGCCCACCAGCACCUUCGGCUUCAAGAAGCCGGGCCCCGGGAUCAUGACCAUGGUCACCGCGAGCGGCGCCACCAUCACCAGCGGCUCGGCCACUCUGGGGAAGAUGCCCAAGUCCGGGGCGCGGGCGCUGGCGGGAGGCCUGAAGGCCGGCGCAGCGGACGGAGCGCCGGCACUGGGUCACCACGACGACGGCUUCCUCCCCAUGAGCGCCCGCUCCACGCUCCAGUACCGCAGCCUGCCGAGGCCCAGCCGCUCCGGAGCCGCCGCGCGCAACGGGAACCGCUCGUCCACCAGCAGCAUCGAGGCCGCCGUGCUGUCCGUCACGUCGCAGGCCAAGGGCUCCGCCCCCGUCUCCCGGGCCAACGGCUCCGGAGGCCUGCUGGCCAAUCAGACGGACCGGGAGAAGGGCGUGUCAGAGGCGGACGGCCUGCGGGGCGGCGGCGCGGCCACGGUUCCGCUCACGGGGAGGCAGCAGGUCUCGUCACCGACGCUUCGCAGGCUGUUCGGUGGGAAGCCCAGUAAACCGGCUCCGGUCACGACCGAGAACAUGAAGAACUCCACCGUCAUCUCCAACCCCCACGCCACCAUGAACCACGUGGCCACGGUGCUGGAGUCGCCCGACGGCGGGCCGGGCGCGGUGGACAGCGACACCAGCAGCCCCCUGUUCGGAGGCCGAGCCCUGGGAGGCGGAAUGGGCCCACUGGGCGAGGCCUCCAGCCCGGGCUCGGUCUACUCCUCCACGGGCCCCUCCAACAGCCUGACGUGGGGCACCACCUACAGCACGUCCUCGGCCCAGAGCCGCGAGAGCACCCUGGGGGGCCACGGCGUGGGCAGCGUGGGCUACCCGUCCGUCAGCAGCAUGCACACCAGCAGCGAGUCCAUCGACAUGAGCCUGGGCAGCACCGGCGGCGCCCACAGGGAGGACACGCUGGCCGCGCUGGGCCGGGCCGGCGCCGUGAAGACGGGCGCGUCCGAGAGUCCGCUCUCCUCCCCCUCCGCUAGCCCAAUAUUCAGCCGCAACACGCUGCCGCGGAAGCAGGACAGCGGGCCACACUGUGGUAGAAACACUCUGCCUAAGAAAGGACUCAGGUACGGCCCGUCUCCUCAGCUGCGAGGCCACGAGGAGGCGCGCGACUGGCUGCGCUCCCACUCCACCAGUGGCCUGCAGGACUCCACCAGUAACUCCCCCUUCUCGCCUGGCUCCAGCCUCACCUCCCCCUCUGGCACCCGCUUCAACUUCGGCCAGCUCGCAUCCAGUCCAACCUCAGGAGCUCAGAUCAACCUCGCUGCCCUGCGCAACAACAGUCUGACCAAUCAGGACGUGACCUUUGACCCCUGCGGUGACAAUCGGUUACGCAACUCGUGCAUGUCGCUCGACGAGAAGACUCGCACCAUGAGCCGCUCGGGCUCCUUCAGGGACGGCUUCGAGGAAGUUCACGGAUCGUCGCUGUCUCUGGUCUCCAGCACGUCCUCCAUUUACUCCACGAAUGAAGAGAAGUCUCAGUCGGAGAUCCGGAAGCUGCGCCGGGAGCUGGACGCCUCCCAAGAAAAGGUUUCCGCCCUGACAACACAGCUCAGUGCUAAUGCUCAUCUGGUGGCAGCGUUUGAGCAGAGUCUGGGCAACAUGACCAUUAGACUGAAGUCUCUCACCCUGACGGCGGAGCAGAAGGAUUCGGAGCUGAACGAGCUGAGGAAGACCAUCGAGCUGCUGAAGAAGCAGAACGCCGUGGCUCAGGCCGCCAUCAACGGCGUCAUCAACACGCCUGAGCUGACGCCGAGAGGCGACAGGACAGCCGGCAGCAACGGCAGCAACGGCAGCAACGGCAACGCGCAGCAGCACAAGCAGCCGCCCGACCUGCGCAUCCGCAGGCAGCACUCGUCCGACAGCGUCAGCAGCGUCGCCAGCGCCACCAGCCACUCCAGCGUGGGCUCCAACAUGGACGCCGACGCCAAGAACAAGAAGAAGAACAAGAAGAACUGGCUGCGAAGCUCCUUCAAGCAAGCGUUCAGCAAGAAGAAGUCUCCUAAAUCGGCCUCGUCCCACUCGGACAUCGAGGAGAUGACGGACUCGUCGCUGCCGUCGUCGCCCAAACUGCCCCACAACGGCACCGCCACCGCCGGCCACAUGCUCAGGAGCACGCACUCCAACGCGCUGUGCGUAUGUCGGUGCCGCGGGGACGAGCUGCAGUCUGUCCUGGGCCAGCGUUCAGAAGUGACGCCUUUGUUCGUCCUCAGGUUGUCUGAGUGUUUGGACGGAGAGGCGGAGACGGUGAUGCAGCUGCGGAGCGAGCUCCGCGAGAAGGAGAUGAAGCUGACCGACAUCCGCCUGGAGGCCCUCAGCUCGGCCCACCAGCUGGACCAGCUCCGGGAGGCCAUGAACCGCAUGCAGCUUGAGAUCGAGAAGCUGAAGGCGGAGAACGACCGUCUGAAGUUGGAGGGCAGCAGGACGGGCUCCCAGGUCUCCAUCUCAUCAUCUCCCCCGCCCCAAGCACAGAACCAGACACCAGGACCCGGACCGGGGCUCUCCCAGCACAGCCUCAACCUCACCACCAGCGAGUCCACCAGUCUGGACAUGCUGCUGGACGAUACAGGUGGAGAGGGAGGAGUGAGGAAGGAGGGAAGACACGUGAAAAUCGUCGUCAGCCUGGACGAGGAGGCAAAAUGGGGAGAGGAAGCGCAGACGCGUCACUUUCUGAUCGGCUGCAUCGGUGUGAGUGGCAAAACCAAGUGGGACGUCCUGGAUGGAGUGGUCCGGCGGCUUUUCAAGGAGUACGUUACGCACGUGGACCCCGUGAGUCAACUGGGCCUGAGCUCGGACAGCGUGGAGGGAUACAACAUCGGAGACGUCCACCGUCCCAGCAGCCCCAGCGCGGCUCACACCCCCGAGCUGCUGCCCUGCGGCUACCUGGUGGGAGACAGCAACACCAUCAGCAUACGGCUCAAAGGCGUGAGCAGCGACAGCGUGGACUCGUUGGUCUUCGACUCCCUGAUCCCCAAGCCGAUGCUGCAGCGCUACGUCUCGCUGCUGAAGGAGCACCGGCGCGUCAUCCUGUCGGGCCCCAGUGGCACAGGGAAGACCUACCUGGCCGCUCAGCUGUCCCGGCACCUGCUGCUGUCGGAGGGCCGGCCCUGGAGCCCGCACGCCGUCGUGACCUUCAAUGUGGACCACAAGUCCAGCAAGGAGCUGCGUCAGUACCUGACAGGUUUGGCUGAGCAGUGCAGCGGCGUCGCCGGGGCGGAGAGCCCCCUAGUGGUCAUCCUGGACAACCUGCACCACGUCAGCUCCCUGGGAGAGAUCUUCAACGGCCUCUUCAACUGCAGCUACCAGCACAGUCCCUAUAUCAUCGGCACCAUGAGCCAGGCAACGUCGUCCGCCCCCAACCUGCAGCUUCACCACAACUUCAGGUGGGUGCUGUGCGUCAACCACAUGGAGCCAGUGAAAGGCUUCCUCGGCCGCUUCCUGAGGAGGAAGCUGCUGGAGACGGAGAUCGGCAGCCGCACGCGCAGCACGGAGCUGGUGAAGAUCGUGGAGUGGAUCCCGCGCGUGUGGCACCACCUCAACCGCUUCCUGGAGACGCACAGCUCCUCCGACGUCACCAUCGGACCCCGUCUCUUCCUGUUGUGUCCCAUGGACGUGGAGGGAUCCAGGGUUUGGUUCACUGACCUCUGGAACUACUCCAUCAUCCCCUACAUGCUGGAGGCGGUGCGAGAAGGACUGCAGCUGUACGGCCGCAGGGCCGCGUGGGAGGACCCCGCCGCCUGGGUGAUCGACACCUACCCCUGGUCGGCCACGCCCACUGCGUCUGAUUGGCCUCCGCUGCUGCAGCUCCGCCCCGAGGACGUGGGCUUCGAUGGCUAUUCUGUGCCGAGAGAAGGAGUCAGGAAAGACCCACCGCAGAGCGACAGCGACGCAGACCCCCUGAUGAACAUGCUGAUGCGUCUGAAGGAAGCGGCGACGUCGUCCAGUCCGCAGAGCUACGACAGCGACUCCAACAGCACCAGCCACCAGGACGACAUCCUGGACUCGUCUCUAGAGUCGACCCUGUGACGACGUGGAGACGCAGAUCACUCGUCAGGAGCAACUCUGAGAGCUUGUUCCUCAGUGUAAUGUCCUGCCACAAACAUGCAGCCGCCUCGUUUGGGUGCAGGUAACCCAAAAUCAAAAGAAAAAAAAAACAGUUAGCUUCUGCGCUUCUGUUUGGGUUUUGUGUCUUUUCGUUUCACCGCUGUUGCCCAGAGCUCCUCCGCCGGGAGGACGUCCACUUCACAGACUGAAUAGAAGCACACGCUGUUGUUAAGGCGUCACCUUCAGAGCAUCACCAGCCGUCCUCAUUCAUUAACACCAGCCGCGCGUCCUCCAUCUGUCACCGAGGAGCAGCGUCGCCUCUGGCUCAUCGGGUCCUGAGAGCAACAGAGAAGCUGCUGCUGCUGCUGCUGCUGCUGCUGCUGCUGCUGCUGCUGCUGCUGCUGCUGCUGGAGGGACGGGUGGAGGCUCAGCCGGACUCUCUGUGCUGCUUCCCUGCAGCUGAAGCUGCCUGUGUCACUGGUGGAGGAUGAAAUGAGCCAAAGUGGGCGUUCGGACCUUCGACCUGCCCUCGUUUACCAACAUUUCCUACAGACUGUUCAUCUUUACCUCCCAAGCUUUAGACAUGGCCGAUCCAGGCCGUGUGAUCUAGAGUCCGCGUUUGAAACCAGUGGUGGAUAAAAAAAGCCUGCAGGUGGUUUAGAAAUGUUUUAUGCAGGAGUUGGCAAAGAAGUAGCAAAUGCAUUUCACAUAAAAGCACAAAGCUGAAAGUUGUCCUGACUCAACCUGCUGAAACGAGAACCUAAACAAAGGGUUCGUUGACCAACACAGCUAAUUAUAGAAACAAGGACAAAAAGUAAAGGUACGAAUGCGUAAAUGAACAUUCACCACAGCUGAAUUCAUCCAUUACUGUUUUUCAGUCAUUUUCCAUGUUGUGACUUCCUGUGUGUUUUAUAGAAAUAAUGCCUUCAUCACUUCUAAGUUCUCGCUUUAACCCCUUAAUAAUCCUGAGAACUCCAUGCACAUUGGCCCAAAAGGCUGUUGUAGCACAAACAUGUCACGGUGCUGGACUGACUCCAACAAUGCCUUACUCUUUUCUAACAUACGACGUGCAUUAACCGAUUCUUGUCUAAGUGGCUGUAAACCUAACAGGGCUGUGGGGGGACCGCCCCCUGGGGAGCGGCGGCCUCUCGUCAUAUCAGACACCGCUGCCAUGCGGGACGGAGGAGAAGUGAAUGAACGUUGAGCUCCAACCUGACUUAUAUGCAUGUACGACCCAGGUGUAAAUAUUCUGACCGUUACCAAGGAAGAAAACUAUAAAGGGGCGUUUCGGUGCUCGGAACCAGAACCUCUGUUCCGUGGGUCGAUUGCUUGAGGGAAAUUCUAAGAUGUGUUGAGUUUUAUACCUCAUCCUCAUCCUUCGCCUGUGCUUUUCCCCAUGAUCGAUGUCUGUCUGUGAUUUGUGAUGAAUGAACUAGCAAACCGAAUUAAGUGAAACGAGUGUAUAUGCUGCUUUGUUUAUAGUAAUAUAAUUAAUUGGAGGUUUAAGGUAUAAAGGUACUUGAAUGAUAAUUUAAAACAGUUUGACACCAUUUGUGUGUCUUAAAACUAUAAAGGAUAUACUUUUGCUGUGUGUGGGGCUUCUCCUGGUCCAAGCCCAGGUCAGCGCGGCGCCAUCGCUCUGUGUUUCUGUCACCGAGCCUAUGCAACCGUCAUUCUGAUCGUCCAACGGAAGCCAAAAACUGAGCACGUGGGAGGUUUCAGCACUGCGGCGGCGCGAAGCCUGGACCCACGCUGUGACCACCUGUACGUCCGUGGCCAGUGUUCUGUGCGUUUGUGUGCGUGUGUUCCAGAGUCGCCCCUGUCAUGGUACUUGUAAGCACAAAGAAACCCUCUGAGUGUUGGUUCUGCUGAGAGGUGUAGACGAUCUGUUAUUACUCACAAACUCAAAUGAAUGUUCAACCCCUUUUGACUCAUUUUUAGAUGUAACAUAACUUUGUAAAUAGUUUCUCGCAGUGUUUUGAUGACUUUUUCUAGCCGAAUUAUUACUGUACUUGAAAAGGAGUAUUUUGUGUAUAGUCUCUUUACAUCAGAGCAGACGGAGGAUGUUUGUCAUCACUGGUCUGUCCAGGGCUUGGAAUAUAAAAUCUGAUAUCACUGUACUAGUCUUAAGUUAUUGUGAUUCAAUAAAAUAAUGACUAUUUAUGA